Messenger RNA from Cylicocyclus nassatus, 840 nucleotides. The record is from the annotation of a GenBank genome assembly. NCBI's taxonomy places the organism in Eukaryota, Metazoa, Nematoda, Chromadorea, Rhabditida, Strongylidae.
AUGGAUCUGUGGCGAGGCUACGGCUACUACCCACCGUCACUGGCAGCCGCCUCUGCUGCCAGCCCCAUUGCGCAACAUGUGCCCACUCAUCUGGGCCCGUCUUUUGCUCCACCGCUAGCUCAUGCUCUCGCGCCUUUCCCCAUCGACAACGGUCACACCGGAGUUAAUCAGCUGGGAGGAGUGUUCGUCAAUGGACGUCCCUUACCGGAUCACAUUCGCGGCCGAAUUGUCGAGAUGGCACAUCAGGGCGUUCGACCGUGCGAUAUUUCUCGACAGUUGCGGGUAAGCCAUGGCUGUGUGUCCAAGAUACUCGGAAGGUUUUAUGAGACGGGAUCUGUGAAACCAGGUGUAAUUGGAGGAUCCAAGCCAAAAGUGGCUACCCCGCAGGUUGUUGGACGAAUUGCCGCCUACAAAAGAGCAAACCCAACGAUGUUUGCAUGGGAAAUCAGAGAAAAACUGCUGCAGGAACGAGUCUGUGAUCCUGACAACGUGCCAUCAGUUUCAUCAAUAAAUCGAAUUGUUCGAAACAAGACAUCAAUGUCGACAAGUCCAUCAGGAAUUGUGUCCUCCCAAGCAAUCAUAGCUCCACCUCGGACGAAUCCUCAAAAUUUUCAACCAAACGCCGCCUACUCUAUCAACGACAUUCUCGGCUUCGAGCAAAAGCACAAAGAGUGGUUUCGAGGCAAAGACGACUAUGUUGUGGACUGGAUGCGACCUGCAGCCGCCACCGCCUAUACCAUCGACGGUAUCAACGCCAGCGUCGUGACAGCCCAUACUACCGCUGACAAACCACCAUCACAGCAGCAGCAGCAAGGUCCGAACUCGUUCUUGCUACCGUAA